AUGCAGCUGAUCAUCAAGCUCUGCAUAGAGUUAUAUAGCAAGAAUCCUCAUGUUUUGGACCCUCUAAGGAAGAUCUUGUACCUUCCUAGCAAUCGAACUAUCCGCUAUCACAAAAACAAAACAGAUCAAAGGCCUGGUUGGAAUAGAGACAUGUUACUCUGGUGGUGUUUGAAAGAAGCACAAACACACAAUCUGAAAAAGCAUGACUAUUGGGGUGGAUUUGUGUUAGACGAAAUGAAAAUACAGGAAAAUGUGGAAAUGGUUGUUAAAAAUGGCAAACAUCGACUUGUUGGGUUUGUUGAUUUGGGUCAAAUCCAUGACGAUAUGGAAACACUAUCUG
This is a messenger RNA of Actinia tenebrosa (Australian red waratah sea anemone), 340 nucleotides long. RefSeq lists its product as uncharacterized. The record is from RefSeq and is a predicted model, not a curated record. NCBI's taxonomy places the organism in Eukaryota, Metazoa, Cnidaria, Anthozoa, Actiniaria, Actiniidae.